Molecule: messenger RNA, 165 nt
Organism: Eruca vesicaria subsp. sativa (arugula)
Lineage: Eukaryota; Viridiplantae; Streptophyta; Magnoliopsida; Brassicales; Brassicaceae
Source: the annotation of a GenBank genome assembly
AUGGGAACCGCAGAGGAUCACCAUCUUCCACGAGGAUAUCCAGCUGCAGAAAAAGUUGAUGUAUCUGACCAACCAGGACAAGACGAGACGAAGAACAAGAAGAAGAAUCCAAGGUUCUUCGAGUCAAAGCAGAAAGGAGACAGAGGCUUCAUUGAAGGAUGGUAA